Centropristis striata (black sea bass) is the source of this 1961-nucleotide messenger RNA. RefSeq names its product spermatogenesis associated 1 (gene spata1). The record is from RefSeq and is a predicted model, not a curated record. The coding region runs from base 324 to 1961 and encodes 545 amino acids. Lineage: Eukaryota; Metazoa; Chordata; Actinopteri; Perciformes; Serranidae. The transcript is spliced from 12 exons.
UACAGUACAUUUCUGGAAACUAACUUAUUUUCUUUUACAGUGUAGUUGAAAAACACAUAACGGAUGCAGCUUGAAGGACAGCGUCACCACAGAGGGGACAAGCUGCCUCCUCCUGCAGCAGUUGUCAUCAUCAGUACCAGAGCAACCAGUGCUGGCACUCUCAUAAAGAAACUCCACUGGGCGUCUGACUGUGUUUGAUUGUGCCAGAUUGUUACUGAGCAGUCCACAGCCAGAAACACAAAAAACAAGGCUUCCCGCGAUUAAACCGAACGGAAAUCUACCGAGUGUUUCCCUGCUUCUCCUCAUGCUGAGCAGGACUGGUAAUGGAGCUGUCUUGUGAGUCAGUGAGAUAUUCUGAGGACAGAAGACCGGCCAGUUGCAAGUUUGUGGAGCUCCAUGUGCUGUAUGUGCCAGAUGACCAGUGGAAUGUGAAGCUCAAUAAAGUCCCUGCUGAAGCCAUAGAGAGCUUCAUAUCGGCUGGCUUCAUCAGAGUUUAUCCUGAUGUCACCCUGAAAACUCUGAGGAGCGAGCUGGGACCUCUGCUCGGCGCUGAGAGGAGCAUCGACAAAUUCUCCUUCCUGAAAUGUGUGGGGCGCAGUCUGGCACUGGUCAAAAGCAAACAGGAGAGGGAUUUGAAAGUGAAAACAUUUGCUCCACCGUAUGCCCCACAGCCGGAGCUUUACCUGCUGCCCGCUGUGGAGAACGACAGCAGUGUCUGCUCUCAGUCUGUCAGUCCAGACACCAGCAGCAGCUCCCCAGACCACCAGACCUAUUACCACCCUCCCAAGACAUGCAGCCUGCCAGCAGGAACAAAGGAGCCAGUUAAAUUCCCCCUCAUCCCCCAGUGUUCCCAUCAGCCACCUCCCACCCCCAGCCUGGAAGAAGAAGAAGAGGAGGAGGAGGAGGAGGAGGAGGAGGAGGAAGAUGAGGAGCAGAGCUAUAGUUCUUCAAUGGCAGAAGGAGAAAAUGAAGAGGAGGGUCUGUCUUCCAACAAGUUAGAGUGGGCGGUGCAGGAAUGUUGCCCAAGGAAGCCUCAGACUCAAAGGGCACCACAGCCUGCUUCACAUAAUAAAGCUUUACAACGGUGUGAAGAGGAUUCAGCUCAGGUGAAGGAGACAACAGAGAACGUAGAUACCUGCCGAAAGAAGAAACAGUACCACAGACAGAACAGAGCGGCCAGAGAAUCAGGAGUGGCCGCGUCACUGGAGGACAGAGACUCAGGAUUCUCCAUCACAGACGGGCUUGGGAAAUCAAAAGAUGUACAUGCACUUAAGUCCAUCAGGAACAAAGCAACAAGUGGGGUGACAGCUGGGUUGUCUCAGCCUGUUGGGCCCACCUCUCCACCUCACGGACUAGACUUGACCGUGGUCACUCAAAAAUUAACCACCUCUCACAUCUUUCACACAAACAGAGAGGAACUGAUCGAAGAAAUCAAGCUGGUUAAGGAGGAGAGAAAGCAGCUGGAGUGGACGAGGCAGGAGCUCCUGAGAAAGGGGAAAGAUUUGUUGGCUCAAAACAGACACCGCAGGAACCAAGCACGGGACAGUUGGAAGAAGAAAUAUUUUGAAACCAAGAAGGCCACAGCACCACUGGAGGAAAAUCUGAGAAACUUACGACAGGAGUUGGAGACAUUUUACAACAAACUGUUGCACCAGCUGCAGGCCAGAGAUAACCGAGGGAAGCCAAGACGACAGGGCAGAUCUUCCAUCAAGAAUGAACUCAUCAUUCAGAUCAUGACAGAGAGCCAUGAAAUCGACAAUCUGAAGAGGAAGGUAGAAGAUGCCAAGAUGAAGCUGGUCACAGAGAUAAAGUUGAGGAAACAGGCUGCCACAGAGCUGAGGGCCUUGAAGGCUGAGCUGGCCCAGAAGAAGAGCCAGUCGUCUCAUCCUGGUCCUGUUUCCUCUUUGGCCUUUGGAAAUACCAGACGGGACAGACCACAACUUCAAAGCACCUCUAUCUAA